Triticum aestivum (bread wheat) is the source of this 540-nucleotide messenger RNA. RefSeq names its product protein argonaute 12-like. Bases 127 to 540 code for a protein of 137 amino acids. NCBI's taxonomy places the organism in Eukaryota, Viridiplantae, Streptophyta, Magnoliopsida, Poales, Poaceae. The transcript has a single exon. The record is from RefSeq and is a predicted model, not a curated record.
UAGGCGUCGAAGUCCAUGUGACUCGGCACGUUCAUCCGCGAAACUGACACUGUAUAUAUUCCCCGCCGACCGCCGGCGACGGCGACUGCGAUUGUUCCGGCGGAGGUGGAGGCACUAAGUGGGGAGAUGGGGAGGAGAUUGGCGGUGUCGGAGGCGGUCCAGGGGUCUUCGUCCUCGGCCCCGGCGGCGGCCGCCACGGGAGCCCAGGAGUCGCAGACGCAGAUGGCCGUGGUCGUGCCGCCUCGGAAUCUGCCUCCGGCGUCGAGCAAGUCGACGGAGUUCCCUGCGCGGCCGGGGUACGGGACGGCCGGCAAGAGGUGCCGGGUGCGCGCCAACCAUCUCCUCGUGCAGGUCGCCGACAAAGAGAUCUACCACUACGAUGUACGUAAUGUGUCUCUGCUUUCGCUCACGUGGUACUCUUCUUUUGGAAAGGAAAGACCUCUCUCUAAAUUGUUGGGUCAAACCUUGUCUCCGAGGCAUGGCUACAGCGGCAGCAACAGCUUGCAUGCAACGGCAGUAGUAGUUGUUACUCAGCUAUGA